This is a messenger RNA of Punica granatum (pomegranate), 3820 nucleotides long. The record is from RefSeq and is a predicted model, not a curated record. Lineage: Eukaryota; Viridiplantae; Streptophyta; Magnoliopsida; Myrtales; Lythraceae.
CUCCAUCUCUCUCCUCACUCUUCCCUCUCUCCACCUCUCUCCCUCAGCGUUUCCGAAGCUUGAGUUUUUUGAUUGGAUCUGUCAAAAUUGGAGAUCCAUUGGGGGAAAGCUUUGAGCUUUGGAUGGGGGAGGGUUCCUUUUUCACAUUUGGCUAUUUAAGAAAUUUCAUCCAAAACCGCGAUAAGGGGCCACGGCUCCGACUGCCAAUUGCGGUGGAAGCUCCCGUGACAUUCUUUGGUGGUUAACCUGCGCGACGUAGUUUUCCCAUAUUUUCGGUUGAUCAGAUUCAUCGUUCUGUCGCUUCCACGAAAGAUUGAAGAUUAAUUCUAGGUUUUGGUUGUUUCCCCGGAUUUUGAUUGCAAGAUUGCUUUUUUGGUCGAUUUCCGUUUGUUGGGUCAAUUUGGGCCCUGAGAUUUGAGGAUCUCUGAGAUUUUAAUAAGUUGAGAGUGAGCCUGGGAGGAGGUUGCGAGAUUAGAGCUUGUCUGCCAUUUCAGGUGGUGAGAGCCCGAGGAGGUUUGUGCUCUGAUACUGUGUGAGGUUCUUGGGCAUUUAUCAGAUGAAAAGGAUAGCGCAUGCGAAAAAUGAUUCAGAGGCAGAAAUGUCUUAGAGGAGUAGGCUGUUUCCGACUUUCUCGGCUGCCUCGAAUGACAGCAGCAAGCCUUCGAUUGGACGACCGGCUCGAUGGACCUCUACCUUUGCUCGGGAGGUGCUUGCGGUGAUGGAGAGAGGAAGAAGAUGAACAGUGCGGUGAUGGGGACGAGAGAGAGGAGCGGGGCAUGUUUCUGAAUAUGAAAAAAUUGUGGGACUAUUAUUUAAUUUUAAAAAGUUUGUGCCAAAGUGUCAGUUUGGUAAUAAAGUUUGUCCCAAUCGUGCAAUUUACCCUGGAAGCCGUCGUUGCCUCUUCAUCAGUCUCUGCUGUUGCCGCCGCUUCCUCGUCGGCGGAGGUACCGUCCCGUUCUCUCCUCCACGGUUCUGCUCAAACUCUCUUUCUGCUUGUGGACCCUUUUGACCAAGAAGAACGAACACCGACUGAACCGGAGUCAGCUCACAAAUGGCGGGUCCUAAAGCUAAGAAGAAGAAGCAGCAGCAGCAGAAGCAUGGCGUCGACUUCAAAAAAAUAAAGAGGAAAGUCGGGAGGAAAUUGCCGCCCCCGAAGAAUGCCACCAACAUUCAAAUCAAAUCUAAAGCAAUCAUUCUUCCUGAGCAAAGUGUGGCAAUAGAAAAGGCAGGAUCAGCUACAAGCAAGAAAGGAUUGGUCUUGGAUGAUCUUCUUAAGCAAACAUCACACUACAAUUCGAAAGUUCGUCGAGAUGCAUUAACUGGCAUAAAGGAAUUAAUCCUCAAGCAUCCAGGAGAGCUGAAGGCUCACAAAUUUGCUCUGAUAGAAAAAUUGAGUCAACGAAUUGGUGAUGAAGAUCGCAUGGUUAAAGAGACACUGUAUGAGCUUCUUAAGUUGGUAAUAUUCCCUGGUUGCAAAGAGGACAUUCAAGGCUCUUUAAUAUUGAGGAUGAUGACAUAUAUCUUUAGGGCAAUGACACAUUUUUCGGUGGAAGCUCGGUUAAUGGCAUUCAAGUUUCUUGACCUUGUUGUGCAGAACAAUUCAUCAACUUUUCUGUUCUAUGCCGAAAAGAUUCUUCAAAAUUAUGAGGAUAUUCUUCGCAGUGACCUAUUUAAUAUGCAAGACAAGAGCAAGGUCAAAAAUGCUCUUUUGGGUCUGGUCCGCUGCUUGUCGAUCCUGCUAUGCAAAAGCCAGGAAGAUGGUUCUCAUGACAAAGAAACAGUUGGAGAAGUUUUAUUGCAUGCGUACUGGCUCAACAGUCCAAAAAAUUCAACAGAUUUUUCUCUCGUUACCAGGAAACUGAAGGACCUUGUGCCAGUCCUUAUAACUCGCCUCCUGGAGCUUUUACCUUCUCUUCGUUCCAUGAAUUCCAUGGGCUUGCAGUUACUUGAUACUGAGCUGUAUAUACUUCAGAGCAUAAAUCUUGCUCUGAAGUUUUUCAUUACGAAGUUUCAGAAGGAACAGAAAUCUUGUCAUUUGCAGUCUGAGAGGGAUGAAAUCAGGUCCCAGCCUGACAUGGUAAUUUGGGAUCAAACUGUAUCACCAGCAUUGAUGAAGCUGCUGGCUAAUUUUCCCCUUCAUUCAACUGACCAACUUUCGGCCAAGAAUCAGGAGAAGCAUUCCCUAUUGGAUGCGGAGAUAACAGAAAUAUUUUUCAACUUUCAAGAAUGGAUUGACCUUCCCACUGCUAUAACAAAUAAAUUUCUUCCGUAUAUAGAGAUGUUGCUGGUUGAAAAGACAAGUGAUGGAAAGCGGGUUCGUGCAGCAAUUCGAGAGAAGCAAUUGCUUUCAUUCUUCCCAUAUAUCCCAAAGCUACUGUCACAGCACGUCUCAGACGAUUGGAAGUAUUCUCUUCUUCAGGCAUUUACACAGGCUUUUAUGGAUUGCAAUCCCGAGUCUAAGCUGAAAUUCGCAUGCAUCUCCAUCCUCGAGAAAAUGCUAAUUCAUGGAACAGAGACAUUCCUUGACCCAAUUGACCCAGCAAUUCUGGACCAUCAGAUCACAUGGAUAAGAGAGCUUCCUGAAUUGUUGAUAGCAUUAGGCGAUAAGCACCCAUCUAGUUCCAAGGUAGUUUUGCGACUGAUAAAUCACCUUGGAGGAUCUGCUACCGUGCAUCCUUCCUUCUUGUUGGAAUAUGAAGGCCUGAAAUCUCCAUUUCAAGCAUUCUUCAGUAUGAGUGAUGGUGAAGGAAAUAUUUGUUAUGGGCCUUUUGUAAGGCUUCCCCGAGAUUGUCAGGAGCUCUCUUUGGCUUGCAUUUCUCAAUUCUCUUGUGCAGAUGUUCCUCUAUUGAAGGCAAUAACUAAAUGCUGCCUAUGUAAUGACUUGGAUCCAAAUCUCCUGUUCCGCAUUAUUGAAGUUCUCGGUCGUGCAGAAAAUAUCCAAAUUGCCGACCGCCUUGGUUUCUUCGUCACACUACUCUCACAUCUGAAAGUUAUUCCUGAAAACGAGCCGAUUGAAGAGACACAAUUGAAAAUCUCAAGUCCCAGAACCCUUCACAAAGUAACCCAAAUCGUUUGCAGAUGCCUUUCAGUAAUGGGUGAUAUUCUGCUGCUUCUUCAAUUGCUCGAGGGAAUUAUAGUCAGCCAGUUGCAAUUAAAACCAGACGUCGAGAAUGCACGUGCAUUACUUCAAGUCAUUUGCACCCUAGACUCCGAACCCACAAGACUUUCUGAAGAGAACCUUGCUGGGCUGAGUGAUUCCCUUUCUUCCUAUCUGUUAGAUAUUGUUCAUCGAACUCCAAUAGGUGCCAAUGAGACUGCUGAGUCUACAGUUCUUCUCGAGAAAGCUCGGUUUUACUAUCUCAAACCGUGCUAUUUCUUGUUCAUUAGAAGUCGCAGACUUCUAACUCUGGUCUUGAACGUGAUGAGGUCACUGGUGGAUGACUCGAGCAGGAUUUGUGCGAUUGCGGAGCUCUUUCUUUCGAUGCACAAAAAUGCCGAUAUGUGCCAAACUUUGUCGCAAUUCCAGCAGGAGAUCGGCUCGAUCCUGCUGAAGGUAUCUCAUCUGCAGGCCUCACAGGAAAACAAGAUGACCCUCGUAGAAAGGCACAAAAUACAACGUGCAUUGGAUCAACUGAGCAAUCUAUCGAGUUAGAAGCAGAUGCCGCCGGUCCUUUGCUUUUCUCACAAAAAUUUUGCAUUAUAAUUAUUCUCCGGUGGCGUUUGCUCUAAGGUUGUAAAUGAAGACGAAUCAAAUGAGAUGAAAUUUUGCAGUGUUAGAGAAUUCAAAGGGUCUAACCAUUCCCUCCUCCCUGUCACUAAC